AUGUCAAGUUCAAGUUUUAAUUGUGAAAAGGUCGAUUUUGACACAUAUAUUAUCAAUAGUAAUUAUGAAAAGAUCAAUCCUUCAAUAAUAUAUGAACAAAAUGAAAUUCCUUUCAUAAAUGAACGAUCAAAAUCAUUAUUAUCAUCAAUAACAUCAUCGAUUGAAAAUGAUGGUCAAGAGGUAAUUAACAAUAGAAGAAGAAUGUUAAACGAUGAUGUUGAUAAUAAUGAUGAUGAUGAAAAUAUACCUAAAAACCUAUCGUCAACAAAUACAAAUGAUUUAUCAUCAUAUACAAUCUAUGAUAAAUUUCAAUAUUCUUCAAAUAGUCAUGAUUCAUUAAAUCAAUCAGAUCAUAAUAUUGAUACAACAGCAUCAUCAACGGAUGAUUUAACACAGACUAAUCAAUUUUUAACAUCAACAUUUCAUUCAAAAGAUUCAGCACUUGGUUUAUCUGAUGAUAAUUUAAAUUAUUUACAAACAAAUCAAUUAAUUAUAUUGGAUGAUAAUGAUAAUAAUAAUAAUAACCAACAAUAUAUUUCAUCAUUAUAUCAAGACAAAUUUGUCGAUAAUAUUGAAAAAACAUUUAAUGCAAAUACAAAUGUUAAUAUUGAAACUAUGCAAAAAUCUGAUACAAUGAUUUCAAUUACUAAUGAAAUUCUAUUAAAUGAACAUGAAAAAAAUAUUGAACGAACAAUAUCAACAAGUUCAUCAGAACAAUUAAUACCAAAAGAAAAACAAACUGGAAUGUAUUAUAAAGCUUUUGGUAGUUCAGCAACACUUAAUCUAACCGAACAGUAUAAUUGUGAAUGGUUACAAGAAAAAUCAAAUUCAACAAUAAAUGAAAAAUCAUAUGAAAAUGAUAUUAAUCAUGUACGUAUUGUACAUCAAAGUCAAAUAAUAGGUGAUAAUGAAGAUGAAUUUUAUUAUUCACCACAAAUACUUCAUCAAUGUCAUUCAUGUCCAAAUUUAAAUAUAAAACCAUUAAAUAUUAUUUUACGUGAACGUUCAUAUUCAUUAACAACACUUGAUGCAUAUACACAUUUAAAUAUAACACAUGAUUUAUUAGAACAAAUUUGGCAUUCAUUACUUAAUGUUACAUUUAGUGAUAAAGAUGAUAAUGAAUUAAAUGAAUAUAAAUUACGACAUAUUAUUGGUUUAUCAAAUUCAUAUACAAAUAUAAAUCAUACAUUAAUUGAAAAAUCUCAUAGUCAUAAUGAUAUAUUUUCAUUAAUAAAUAAAACAAAUGAAAAAUCAAUAAUAAAAUCAAAAUCAAAAUCAUUUGAUAUAACAUCAUUAAUUAAAAAAUCAUCAUCAUUAUCAUCAAUAAAUAAUUCUGUUAAUAUUGGUCUAUUACAAGGUGCUGAUAUAUCAGAACCAUUUGCUGAUCGUUUAAUAUCAAUAUCAAUACAAUCAGAUCUUGAAAGUAUACAUUCAUUAGAACAUGAACAUAUAUUAAAUGAAAAUUCUAUUCAAUCAUCAACAAUACAAAAAGAACCAUUAAAUUAUAUUUUUAAUUUAACAAAUCAAAUUGAUAAUAAUGAUGAAUAUGAUAUAGAACCAACAAUUGAAAAUGAUAAUAAACCAAUAAAUAUAUCUGUUACAUUUGAAGAUAAUAAUAAUAAUGAUGAUGAUGAUAAUGAAGAAGAAAAUAUUCUACCUAUUAUACAAAUACAUGAUACAUAUACAGAAUUAUCAUUAUUUCGUCCACAUUCAUUAUCAACAAUACCAAGUUCAAGAGCAAGUCAAUAUGCAUCAAGUGUUGAUAGUGAUGAUAUAUUUGAACAUGAACGUCAAUUAAAUAAAGAGAAUUCAGAUGAUAAUUAUCAAUAUCAUGUUAGUGAUGAUGAUCAUGGUGUUAUUGGAUCAGAAUUUUCAUCACCACAAUCAAGACCACUUUCAUCAAUCAAAAGUCAACCAUUAUCACCAGAACAAAAUCAAGGACUUAAAUCUGUAAAUUUUUCUGAUAUUGAUCAUGAUGCAUGGGAACGAUGUAUAGAUGAACCUAUAUUUUAUGAUGAUCUUUGUCUUGAUUAUAAAAAAGAAGAAGAAUUAUUAUCUAUAAAUCAAUAUACAAAUAAUUUAAUAACUAUUAUACCAAUUGAAUCAUUAAAUUCUAAAGAAACUUAUACCAUAGAUCAAAUUGAACCAAUUUUAUUAUUAAAUGAAUAUAAACAAGAAAAUAUUGAUUCAAUGAAUUUUAUUCAACAAAUUGAUCAAAAUAAAAAACAUAAUACUAUUGAACAAGAUUAUUUAUUAAUUGAACAACAAUUUGAUAAUUAUCUUGAUCCAAAUGAACUUGUUCAUCGUUUAGAACAAUUAGAUUUAUCAAAACAACAAGAAAUAAUAAUUAAUCAUGAAAUUAUUAAUAAUCAUGAUGAAAAUUUAAAAUUUAAUAUUGAAAAUUUAACAUCUAUAAUCGAUGAUAUUCAUCAAAUAAAUCAUAAAAAUUUAAUAACAAUGAAAAAAUUUCUUUUACAACAACCAUUAAAUAUUGAACAAAAACAAAAUCCAUUAACAAUAACAAAAUCACCAAAUAAUUUACCAAUACGUUAUCAUAAUCAAUGUAUUGAUAAAGUAUCAGAUUUAGAAAUUGUUAAACAAGGUAAAGGUUUUAAAAUUGGUUAUAUUGAUCGACAAGGUACAGAUCAACGUGUUAUAUUAACAAAACGAAUUGAAGCUGGACCAGAUAUUAUUGAACGUGAUCCACAUAUUCGUUUACCUCAUAAAAAACGUCGAAUAUUAAAUCAAAAUUUUAGUUCAGUAUUAUAUACAAAUGGAAAUAAUACUAUACAAGAAGAUAAAAAUUUUCAACGUUCAGCAAAUAAUAUUGAAGUACCAACAAUUGGUACUAAUCCAAAACAUUUCGACGAGUCGGAUAUGAUCUCUAUUGAUAUAGAUGGUCCAUCAACAAUGCUUAGUUCAAUAUGUGAAUCUUUAGUUAUAACACAAGGUUCAGUUUAUUCAAAUAAUCUAACAAAAUCACAAAAUGAAAAAUUAAAAAGUCAAUCUAUAUCUGAUUUAUCAACAAGUCCUUGUUCAAAUGAAUAUGAAGAAUAUUCAUUUCAAACAUCACAUUCUUUAAAAAAUGAUAAAAUUGAAGUAACUAAUUCUUGGCAUGAUCAUACAAUUAUUAAUGGUAGUAGUACAUCAUGGCGUAGUCCAUUUAAACCAAUAAAACAUAUUCAAUCAUCAAUAAAUAAUUCAUCAUUUCAAUCUAUUGAACAUAAUACUCAGGAUUUAAAUCGACAACAAAUAUCUACACGUGAUAUAUCUUUAUCACCUAUUAUAUUACCAUUAGAAAAACAUUAUCAAACAAUAAGUACAUCACCAAUAACAAUACCUGAAACUGUUGAUCAAUCAUGUCAAUAUAGUCCACCAUUAUAUAUAACACAUGAUCAAAAUUUACAAUGUUAUUUUGAUACAAAAACAAAUUCUACACAAGUAUCAUCAUAUGAUAUACCCGGUUUAUUAAAAACAUAUGAUGGAAUUCAAACAUCAGAUAAUUUUCAUUAUCGAACAAUAUCAUUACAUCCAACAACACUUGAACGUAGUUCUGAUUCUGGUAUACUUAUUGAUGAUAAUCAUCGUAUAAAAUUAAAUUUAGGUUUACAAGUUGAUAUAAAAAGUUCAUCAUCAGAUAGUGAAGAUAUAUCAGAAGUAACAACACGUCCACUUCUAAGACAAACACCAUUAAAUACAAAUAUAAUAUAUGAAAAUCCAACAAUAAUACAUACAUCUUUAAAAACAACAAAUGAUAUUGAACAAGAAAUUUUACAAUUACGUCGUGAACGAUCUCAUAUACUUGAUUUACUUUCAUUAAAUUGGAAUCGUUCAAAUAUAUGGGUAGAAUUAACCGAAGCUAAAUUAAAUUAUAUUAUUGGUGAAACAGAUGCUCUUCUACGUUCACUAUCAUAUGAUUCAACAUCUAUUGAUAAUGAAACUGUUAAAUUAAAAAUGCAUCAAUAUGAAGUUGAUAUGACUGAAUUAACACGUCAACAUUUAGCUGUCUAUCGUGAACGUUUAGAAGAUUCAAAAAAACAAUUAGAUAUUAAAAUAGAUGAAUUAGAAUUAAAAAAAUCUUCUAUUGAAAAUCAUUCAACAAAUCAUUUAUCAACAUAUGAAUAUACACCACGUCCAUUAAAUCAUAAUAAUAAUAAUAAUAAUAAUACGAAACGAUUAAAAUCAUUUUUAAGUACAAGUGCUGAAAAUUUAACUCUUACACCAAUACAAGAUACAAUAGCAAGUCAUCCACAUUUACUUGAUGUUUCAUUUUUAACAUCAACUCCAUUAAAAAAAUCUAAUCAUCAAACAUAUUUUUCAAAUUAUCAAGAUAAAAAUAAUGAAACUAUUCGAACAACAACAACAACAACACAUUGUCCUAUAUCAACAAUAAAUCAUCAAUAUGAUUAUUCAACAAGAAUAAAUAAUCAAAAUAAUGGAAAUUUAUCAAAUAUGGAAGGUUUAAGUAAAAGUCAACAAGCUAUUUUAGAUGAAACUGAUAAACUUGUUAAAGAUUCACAACAAUUACAUACGGAAUCAGCUUCACAAUUUGAACGAGCAAGAGAAAGUUUAUUAUAUAGUGAAACACCUAUUCGAUUAGCACGAGCAAAUAUGGCUGCAUCUCGUCUUUCACCACGUUUAGAAAAGAAAACUUAUAUGUCAAAUAAUGUAACACUUGCUGAAUUAUUUAAAUAUGAACAGUCAUUAACAAAAGAAGCAGAAAAAAAUAAUCGAAAUAUUUAUUCCAAUACAAAAACAACUAGUGAAUCUUAA
Messenger RNA from Rotaria sp. Silwood1, 4773 nucleotides. NCBI's taxonomy places the organism in Eukaryota, Metazoa, Rotifera, Eurotatoria, Philodinida, Philodinidae. The record is from the annotation of a GenBank genome assembly.